UGAAAGUUCAUUAUAUAAAUACUGGCGAUUUCCAGUUAAGAUUUUUGCUUUUCUAUUUAUAAAAGGAUUAGUGAUCAACCAUUUUAUCCAAGAUGCUGGCUUUAGUUUUGGGACUUGUGUACCUGGUCAGUGGACGCACGGUGGGAAGCCAAGACUUAACAGGUAGCCGCUUUGUGUGUAACGCCAUCCCCCCGGGCGCAGAGCCCGGUUGCGGGUACGGCCCCGCAGGGAACCGCGUUCAGAGCAGUAGCCCAGUGGAGGACGAGCUGCGCAACACCAUCAUCCAACUUCGGGAGACUAUCCUGCAACAGAAGGAGACCAUCGUGAGCCAACAGGGGACCAUUAAAGAGCUCAACUCUAAGCUGGCGCGCUGCGAGGCAGCAGCCGAUGAGAUGUCUCAGAGUAAGCCUCGGGGUCAGGGCUCCAGACGCAAAGAGUACGGGAAGAACACCAUGGGAGACCUGCCCCGGGACCCCAGUGACACUAUAGACCAACUUGGCAAAACCAUGCAGACCCUGAAGGGUCGGCUGGAAAAUCUAGAGCAGCAAAGCCUGCGCCUCCCCAACACAAACUCAUCAGCUGGGGCAGCCUCGGCCCUGACUCCCCUGCCACCGGAGCUGCGUGAGCUGCUGCGCCAGCGUCUGGGGGCGCUGGAAACCCAGCUCCUUCGGAAGGUGGCUGAGCUGGAGGAGGAGAAGAGCCAGCUCUACAAUGAAACUGCUGCCCACCGCCAACGCACCGAGAGCGCACUCAACUCCCUCAUGGAGAGGAUCACGGAGCUUGAGAGAACGAAUAACGCCUUCAAGUCUCCAGAGGACUUCAAGGUGUCUCUUCCUCUUCGAACCAACUAUCUCUAUGGACGCAUCAAGAAGAGCCUUCCGGAAAUGUAUGCCUUCACUGUUUGCAUGUGGCUCAAGUCAAGCGCCAGUCCGGGCAUAGGAACCCCUUUCUCUUAUGGUGUGCCAGGCCAAGCAAAUGAGAUAGUUCUCAUUGAAUGGGGGAACAACCCUAUCGAGUUACUGGUCAAUGACAAGGUGGCCCAGCUCCCUCUCUCAGUGAGCGAUGGGCGCUGGCACCACAUCUGCAUCACCUGGACAACCAGAGACGGCUUCUGGGAGGCUUAUCAGGAUGGCGAGCGACUCGGCACUGGAGACAACCUGGCCCCAUGGCACCCAAUUAAACCUGGUGGGGUAAUCAUCCUGGGCCAGGAACAGGACAUCGUUGGAGGGCGUUUUGAUGCAACCCAAGCCUUUGUGGGUGAGCUAAGCCAGUUUAACAUGUGGGACAGAGUACUACGGCCUGUGGACAUCAUUGGUUUGGCUAAUUGUUCUGCCUACAUGCCCGGGAAUGUGGUUCCUUGGAUUGACGCCAAUGUCGAAGUGUUUGGUGGAGCAAGUAAAGCAGCUCUCGAAAUCUGUGAAGAUCGGGCUUUUGAUUCCUAAGGUACGCAAUUUAAGGAGCCCUGCUUGGAAAAAUAUUUUUUUUGUCAAACCCUAAAGAAAAGGGUAGUAUUGAAGUAUCCACCAUAGUCUAUGAGGCUUGGUGUUUAUUUGAUUUAAAAGAUUAAGUGUCUGUCAAGUUUGAACCCUGAAUACAUUCCAGGAGACUUCAAUGGUUCUCUCUGAAGAGGAAGACACAAUUUUUAUUUUUUUUUUGUCAGCUUUGAAGGUAUGACCUGCUGUAGUCUUGUUUCUUUAUUUUCCAUUCACAAGCUUACUUGUCUUUUGACAAGUCUUUGAGGACAUCUAAUAGUGGUUCUAUUUCUUAUUUUUUGCCAACACUGCAUUGUUUUCCUUGUUGAAUUUGAGUUCAAAAACGCUUUGAUGUGAGACAGAAAACUGUGGUUGAGCACCACAUCCUCUGAGCUUUUUUAGCUGUUUGAGGAGCAACAAGACAUGGAAGAAAGAUGAGGUGGAUGCUAAUGAGUUUGAACGCGACAACUGUCCAAAAUAAUAUGCAUGAGUCUGAGCAGUGCAUGCUUCCUGUCAACAUGCACAGUGAGUAAGCUGCGUCAAAACAGGGCAAUGCAGCGUGCUGCCAACAUUAUGUAAGACCAUGUGUUUGUAUGUUCCUGUGCUUAUGGCUUGUCUUGCGUGUAAAACAGACCAGAGGCUUAUAAAAGAGAGAGGGAGGACAUUUUCAUUCUUGCAAAUCUAUGCUUAAUACCUCAUUGCCCUUUGAGCAGCUGCCAUGCUCCCAAACAGCUUUCUGAAAUGGCUGGCUCUGCCCAGGUUAACAGCAAUGUCGGACAGCUGCCCAGUCCUGGCUAAACGACAGAGCUCUGGACGCCAGCUGAGUCCUCGGCGAGGGCAGGGACUUGGUCUGACCCUCAAGGACAAUCCCUAACCCCUCAUGUUGGAUGUAAUUAUCCAUGUUUAUGAAUGAAUGCAGCAUUGAGUGUCCCUGAUUUUCUGCUGUUUCUAAAUGUGUUUCAUUAAUUAAUUAUAAAACACUGAAAUGUAGAAGCAAAGUCAUAUGGGAACAGCCCUCUACAGACAUUAUGAAUGUUAUUAGAACAUGGAGCCUGCUCCUAAAUGUCUCACUCUGGACCGGUAUAAAGUUUUUGAUCCAUUAUUAUAUAUUUUUGAACAGUAUGGAGUGUAUUGGAUGUAUUUUGCCAUUAAUGAUGAUUAAAAUGAAUGGUUUUGCAGUCUAAAGUUUGUUAGUUUUCAAAUGGACAGUCUUAUAAGAACAUUUUAAUUGGUUUCCCAAUGACUAACAUCAUCAUAAAACUAGAGCUGCAUCAGGCUUUUGACUGGGGUUUUGUUUGAGCUCUGACUCACCAAUUUGAUAAAUCCUGGUUUUUAUUUGAAGGAUUUUAACAGAGAAGAUUAAAAGGUGCCACAUGUUUUUCUUUUCUUUUUUUUUUUUUUUUUAAAUCAAGGUUGUAGGUAUAAAUCAAAUGAAAAAUGAAGAAAUUACUUGGAGUGGUUUUGCAAAGAAUAUCAGAAUAGACUGAAUUUUUUUAAGUAAAUCUAAAAAAGUGUCUUAAAUGACACACUUCAAUGUUUUAUAAAGGAAGAUAAUACUUAGAACUUAGUUUUGAUGCAUUCAACUAGGAGCAAAAGUUAAUUUUAUAUACUGUAACACAAAGAAAAUCAAAUGUCCAGUUUCUGUAAUGCUAAACACUAAUUAAAGUUACAGAAAAUAAGAAUUAGCUCAAUUUUGAUCUCUGCCCAAUAAAUCAGUGCAGCUCCCAAUGGAAACCAAAAAGAAAAUGUUAUUUUUACUUAUGUUGGAGUUUACAGAUAAAUAUUAAUUUUAAAGUUUUAGUCUGACUGUAAAUUUCCAAAAAGAAAUGAAGCAGCAGUCAACUGGUUAGCACCAAACCCCAAAUGUCUACUGCAAUGAUUCGACAUUUUGUGAACACUGUCUUAUGAAUGUCUAUGCUGGCAAUGUUUUAUUGUAAAACUAAGAAAUUUAUGUCCUGUUUAAAAGUGUAUUUUCUUGUUCUAUCUCCACAUCAUUUUUAAGCUGCAAAUUAUACAAAGAAGCAAGAACACUCCAAAAGCUCUGUUUGACUGGCGAAUGGCCUUUUGUGAGAACCAUAUGUGCUUUUUUUUUUGCAAGUGGACACUUCAGAUUUUCUGUCAGCUUUUGUAGCACAACUUCUUGACAGUGGAGAAAAGCUCGAAAUGUGUUUGUUUUCUGCAAACUUUACCCACAUUAAGUUUUGCAAAUGUCUGUCAUGAAAACUGAUGUAUUUUUGCACCCAAUAAAAGAAUCUG
Messenger RNA from Cyprinodon variegatus (sheepshead minnow), 3728 nucleotides. RefSeq names its product neuronal pentraxin-2-like. The coding region runs from base 93 to 1442 and encodes 449 amino acids. The transcript is spliced from 5 exons. The record is from RefSeq and is a predicted model, not a curated record. NCBI's taxonomy places the organism in Eukaryota, Metazoa, Chordata, Actinopteri, Cyprinodontiformes, Cyprinodontidae.